Xylaria bambusicola is the source of this 2324-nucleotide messenger RNA. Its product is annotated as NAD(P)-binding protein. The record is from RefSeq and is a predicted model, not a curated record. The transcript has a single exon. Bases 395 to 2017 code for a protein of 540 amino acids. Gene Ontology annotation, molecular function: nucleotide binding. Lineage: Eukaryota; Fungi; Ascomycota; Sordariomycetes; Xylariales; Xylariaceae.
CACACAUCUAGAUCGUCUCCGCUGUGGAUGUCUACUACCUAGGUAACAGUAGGUAACAAGCACGACACCACAAAGACGCCAUGGUUGACCUACCACUGCCCUUCACCGACGUCUUCUUUAAGCCAUUGCUCAGGUAGAAAAUGAUCUGUUAAUCUUACGAUACACGAGUAACCUUACGAUAAUUAUCAUUGAUUUUUUUUAUACCCCUUUCCCCUGUUCAUACAGAGUGGUGCGUUUCUGGAUAAAUCUCGGCUUACUUACAAGCAUCAUAAAAUAAUACAAAGAGCCCUUGGACAUCGACGAAGAGGUCCUGGAUUAAGUAAGACAUCCGUCCGAGUUCACCGUCUCGCAAUUGAACAUCCCAUACGAAGUCCUUCAUUGAUGCUCAGGAAUAAUGGCCCCCCACAACGUACUGGAUGAAGGGCCUGCAGACCUGGAACAGAACCUGGGCGAUGCUGAAAUCCGGCCGCCAUCCCCACCCCCAAUGUCCGUGGAGCCGCCCCGACUCCUCAUCGUCGGCGCAGGAUCUCGUGGUCGCACAUACGCCAGAUGCUCUCUGCAGUCGAGCAACGGCAUAAUCGCCGCAGUGGCCGAGCCCGACGACUACAAGCGCCAGGAUUUCGGGAGCAAGUUCAUAUGGGGCAAGACAGCGCCGCCGCCGGAUGGAUCGAGCUUUAGGGACUGGAAAGAAUUCGUCGCAUGGGAAACAAAUCGCCAGAAACGGCAGAACGCAGGCGAGAUUGUCCCAAAGGGUGUCGACGCGGCUUUUAUCUGCGUCCGAGAUGAGAUGCAUCAUGAUGUGAUAUUGGGCCUCGCACCACUCGGGCUUCACAUUAUGUGUGAGAAGCCGCUCGCCACCACACUCGAGGACUGCACCAAUAUCUACCGCACCCUGGCGCCCCUGCAGUCGUCGAAGGUGUUCUCCAUCGGACAUGUGAUGCGCUACUCGCCCCACAACAUGAUGCUGCGAAAGCUGCUCCUCGAGGACAAAGUCAUCGGCGACAUCCUCAGCGUACAUCAUACAGAGCCCGUGGGAUUCUGGCACUUCUCACAUAGCUAUGUGCGCGGGAACUGGCGAAAGGAAUCUAUCACGGCGCCGUCAUUGCUUACCAAAAGCUGUCAUGACAUUGACAUCUUGUUGUGGCUCAUGUGCUCCCCCGCGCCCGGAUCGCAUGCACCCGAACAUCUGCCUGCUUCCGUGACAUCUAAUGGGUCGCUGCAAUUCUUCAAGAAGAGCAGAAAACCGAAAGCCGCAGGCAAUGCAACCAAUUGCCUAAGCUGUCCUGUCGAGAAGGACUGCCUGUACUCGAGCAAGCGAAUCUACGUCGGCCCGAAGCACAUGGGCGUCGAGACGGGCAACGUCCGAUGGCCCAUCAGCAUCGUGCUUCCGGACAUAGAGAGCUUCGGCGGCGACAUCGACGCCGCAAAGGCCGCGAUACUCCCCAAGCUCGCGGAGGACUACGACGAGACGACGCCGCGGGAGGUGAUAGACGGCAAGAACUGGUUCGGGCGCUGCGUCUUCGAGUCCGACAACGACGUGUGCGACGAGCAGGUCGUGGUCAUGACGUGGAACGACGACACGUUAUCGGACCUCGACGACGCGGCGAACAGUGCCCGCGGCGCCAAGCAAGCGACGUUCCACAUGAUCGCCCAGACGAAGAAGCAGUGCCAGCGGUACACGUACGUGUACGGGACCUCGGGCGAGAUCUACGCCGACUCGAAGACGAUCACGAUAGAAGACUUCCGCACAGGCGAGACGACGACGUUCGCGCCGAAGCUGGAGAGCUUGGGCCAUGGGGGCGGCGACCACGGGCUCACGAGGCAGUUCGUGCUCGCUGUCGACCGCGUCAAGAACGCCGGGUGGGAGGCCGCGAGGGCGCAGAAGGAGUUCGUGGGGUGCAGUCUGGAGGAGAUCAUUCGCAGCCAUGCCAUGGUGUUUGCUGCCGAGGAGGCUAGGAGGGCCGGCAGGACGGUUGAUUGGAAGGCUUGGUGGGAUGAGAAUGUCGGGACUAUGUAACCUAGGUAGGCUUUUUCGAAUUGCUUUUUUUUUUUUUCGGCGGAGCACGGUGAUGCACAGGUUCUUGCGUUACAGUAGUUUACCUAGUUAUUUGAUUGUGUGGUUCAUCUAAUUAUCUACAUAUCAUGUGCAUCAUCACGAUCUCUCUGCCUUUGAUAUCCUGCAGUCAAUAUAAUAGGUGCGGGUACGAAUACUAUCUAGCUAGCUAUAUGCCAUUUACUACAUCGGACGGUUCUACUAGGAUAGAUCCUGGAUCCCGGCUAUCUUUAGAUUGAUGGGAUGGAUCCGUCGAUCUGUAUUGGGUCCU